Suillus subalutaceus is the source of this 405-nucleotide messenger RNA. RefSeq lists its product as uncharacterized. The record is from RefSeq and is a predicted model, not a curated record. The annotation marks the transcript as partial. NCBI's taxonomy places the organism in Eukaryota, Fungi, Basidiomycota, Agaricomycetes, Boletales, Suillaceae. The transcript has a single exon.
UGUCCGGUCGUUAUCGUUUACGACGUUGGGACCGACUGGCCCACGGUCAGUUGCCUCGUCAAUGACCACUCGCUGGUCUGUAAGGGCGGGUUUUAUGUACUCGCCAAUUCACCUCCCCGUUCCGACCCACAAUACGCGCUGAGCCCUCCGCAGCUCGUUCCAGAGAGCUUGGGUACAAAUAACGGCAAUCGCGGUGAUGAAGUCGUCGCGAGCGGUAGAAAGCGGAGAAAGGAGGAUCACAGAAAACAGGAGCUCGAGAACGACAAGUACACUGAGGAUGUGCAACCCACAUCCGUCAGGUGUCGCGGAUGUCAGAAGGCCAUCAGCCUUGACAAGCGCUCCAGGUACUAUCCUGGACUGUGGGUCAAGCACAGGAGCAAGUGCCCGGGCAUCCUCGAGCUAGAG